AAAAGAAGUUAGGAUAUUACAUCCCUGGAUAGCCCUCCUCCACUCUUCCACCGGACUGCCAGACUUCUUCCUUCCAGGUCCUUUUCUAAGGGGCAGGAGAGGCCCCAUUGGAGGAAGCCCCCUCCUCUAACGUCAGAGAUGAGGGCUUUGCCCAGGUUUGCUUAAGGCGUGGCAACUGCCAAUAAAAGUAGAGCUCAGGCGGAACCUGGAACCUUCGCACGGCCUGGGGAGCCACACAGGCCAGCACUCCAUCAUGCAACAAGUGGCCCUGAGCCUGUUCAUCCUCCUGGCAGGCCUGCCUGCACUGGAGGCCAACGACCCAGAAGAUAAAAACAGUCCUUUUUACUAUGACUGGCAGAGCCUCCAGGUCGGCGGGCUCAUCUGUGCUGGGAUUCUGUGUGCCAUCGGCAUCAUCUUCCUCAUGAGUGGGAAAUGCAAAUGCAAGUUCAACCAGAAGCCCAGCCACUGACCUGGGGACACCCCACCUCUUAUCACUCCAGGCUCUGCCCACAACUGUUAAGGACUGAUCCACGAAAGAGCACAGAGGGCCUCUCUCUUUCCCUAUGUCCUGAUUCUGCACAGGAAACUCACUCCAGGAUGGAAUCCUCCCUCCUCUUCUCAGAAAGCCUUGCCAGGCCUCAUCUCACUUCUCUGUGGAGGGGUCUCUUCAUUAAAUUUUUAAUUUAAAAUGA
Molecule: messenger RNA, 692 nt
Organism: Artibeus jamaicensis (Jamaican fruit-eating bat)
Lineage: Eukaryota; Metazoa; Chordata; Mammalia; Chiroptera; Phyllostomidae
Gene: FXYD3
Product: FXYD domain containing ion transport regulator 3
Exons: 9
Biological process (GO): regulation of sodium ion transmembrane transporter activity
Cellular component (GO): membrane
Molecular function (GO): sodium channel regulator activity
Source: RefSeq, a predicted model, not a curated record